GUGCGCACCGGAAGCGGUCCUGAGAGAUGAACAUGGCGGCCGCCUGGGGCCUGCGCUGGGGCCUGCACCGAGCCGGAACCUUGUUGCUCCCGCCGCCCGCGCGCUGUGCUCGGCACGCUCUGCACAGACAGGUAGAGGGCACCGAAUUCCAGAGCAUCUACAGCCUGGACAAGCUCUACCCCGAGUCCAAGGGCGUGGAUACGGCCUGGAAGGUCCCGGAGCAUGCGAAACAAGCCAGCAGUGACAUCCCUCUAGAUCGAUUGAGCAUAUCUUACUGCCGGAGUAGCGGUCCUGGGGGGCAGAAUGUUAACAAAGUGAAUUCCAAGGCUGAAGUCAGGUUUCACUUGGCCAGUGCAGACUGGAUUGCUGAGCCCGUGCGCCAGAAAAUUGCUCUCAAGCAUAAAAACAAGAUCAACAAGGCAGGAGAGCUGGUUCUUACCUCCGAGAGCAGUCGCUAUCAGUUCCGGAAUCUGGCAGAAUGCCUACAGAAAAUUCGAGACAUGAUUGCUGAGGCCAGCCAGUUGCCCAAGGAGCCAUCCAAAGAGGACGCUCAGCUCCAGAGACUCAGGAUAGAAAACAUGAAUCGGGAAAGACUGCGGCAGAAAAGAAUAAACUCUUCCAUAAAGACGAGCAGGAGGGUGACUGUGGACUGAAGUCACCGCACUGCCAGCAGAGCCUGGGGUGUCAUGCCGUCUGCAGAGAGCCGCCAUACCCGGGGAGCCUUGCCAGAACGUUCCUCAGGAGGGGAGGCUACAGGUCAUCCAGGGCAGCCCCUCAGCUGUCCACUUCAUUUAUUACUGGCUGCAAUAAACUUGUAAGCACA
Messenger RNA from Peromyscus maniculatus bairdii (prairie deer mouse), 823 nucleotides. RefSeq names its product mitochondrial ribosomal protein L58 (gene Mrpl58). Gene Ontology annotation, biological process: mitochondrial translational termination. Lineage: Eukaryota; Metazoa; Chordata; Mammalia; Rodentia; Cricetidae. The record is from RefSeq and is a predicted model, not a curated record. Gene Ontology annotation, molecular function: peptidyl-tRNA hydrolase activity; translation release factor activity, codon nonspecific. Gene Ontology annotation, cellular component: mitochondrial large ribosomal subunit.